This is a messenger RNA of Peromyscus eremicus (cactus mouse), 1759 nucleotides long. It is a transcript of the gene Cln6, whose product is annotated as CLN6 transmembrane ER protein. Lineage: Eukaryota; Metazoa; Chordata; Mammalia; Rodentia; Cricetidae. The coding region runs from base 13 to 957 and encodes 314 amino acids. The record is from RefSeq and is a predicted model, not a curated record. The transcript is spliced from 7 exons.
UCCAGGAAGGCGAUGCCGAGCCGGGUGGCCAUGGAGGCGGCGGCGCGGAGGCGGCAGCUCCCGGGAGCGGCGGGCGGCCCCGGCGGCGCGUUCGUGCAGGCCAGGCAUGGCUCCGUGAAGGCUGAGGAGACAGAGCGCACAGCUCCCUUCCACUUGGACCUCUGGUUCUACUUCACACUGCAGAACUGGGUUCUGGACUUCGGCCGGCCCAUUGCCAUGUUGGUGUUCCCACUCCAGUGGUUCCCUCUCAACAAGCCGAGUGUCGGGGACUACUUCCACAUGGCCUACAAUGUCAUCACGCCCUUCCUUCUGCUCAAGCUCAUCGAGAGGUCCCCCCGCACGCUGCCGCGGUCUAUAAUCUACGUCAGUAUCAUCACCUUCAUCAUGGGAGCCAGCAUCCACCUGGUGGGCGACUCCGUCAACCACCGCCUGCUCUUCAGUGGGUACCAGCACCACCUGUCCGUCAGAGAGAACCCCAUCAUCAAGAACCUCAAGCCAGAGACGCUGAUCGACUCCUUUGAGCUGCUCUACUACUAUGACGAGUACCUGGGCCACUCCAUGUGGUACAUCCCCUUCUUCCUCAUCCUCUUCAUGUACUUCAGCGGCUGUUUUACCACCUCCAAGGCUGAGAGCCACAUGCCAGGGCCAGCCCUGCUCCUGGUGGUGCCCAGUGGCCUGUACUACUGGUACCUGGUCACCGAGGGGCAGAUCUUCAUGCUCUUCAUCUUUACCUUCUUUGCCAUGCUGGCCCUUGUCCUGCACCAGAAGCGCAGGCGCCUCUUCCUGGACAGCAAUGGCCUCUUCCUCUUCUCUUCCUUCGCCCUCACCCUCUCACUGGUGGCUCUGUGGGUUGCUUGGCUGUGGAAUGACCCUGUACUCAGAAAGAAGUACCCUGGUGUCAUCUACGUCCCCGAGCCCUGGGCUUUCUACACGCUCCAUGUCAGCAGUCAACACUGAGGCUCCCUGGGAGCAACAGGCCAUGGGUAUUUGUGCCUGGGUGCAUCGUGGUAACGUGGGCUGUGUGUGCACUGUGCACAGAUUUGCAGAGUUCAUUGUUGAGAGACUCGACUGUUUGGGUCCAGGAUUUUUGUUUGUUUUUUGCUUUGGACUUCAGAUGGAAUUUAGUUUGGGGAUGUAUAUGAAGGCCAAGAUCCUGGCCCUGCCCUACCCUGUAUUUCACUACUAUUAAGGGUGCCUAAGUAACACUCCUCUCAGGACUGGGCUGGCCUCACACAGAAAUGUCUUCUGGUGGCCAUGCAGGUGAGGGGUGGGUAGGGCAGAAACAGGAAACUAUGCCACCCACCCAGAAGCUGGCUUGCCCUGAAGCUGCCUGCCCCUGGACCCAAGGUUUCUAGGUCACAACUUCUGUGCUUUGAACAGUGUAUUUCCAUCUGGGCUUCAUUUGUUCUAGAGGGCCCUGUGGUCCCCAAGUAGCUCCAUGGACGAGGGGUUACUGGUUCCUCUGGUGUAGCCUCAGCAAGGAAGAGUGGUUCUAUCUGUUACUGCGUCCCCACCCUCAGCCUAGAGGGGUAUCUUGUCCAGCCUAGGACCUCACUGACAUGCUACUGAGAACCCAGUCUCCAGGGAGCCAGAGGCCCAGUUCCAGGUCACUAUCAGCUGAACUCUGGAAACCCGGCCUGGGUUUUGAGCUACAUGGAAGGUAGAGUUCUCAAGUCCUUGUUUUAUAGAUUCCCUGAGACCUGUUGUAACGGUCCAGGAUGUUACAAAUCUCUCUCAAGAUUUUACAUCUCAACCUGAA